CUUUUUGUUAUUGUCUUACAUGGGUAAGGAGGAGAGAUGGGCGUGAUCUCUGGGUGACAUCGCACUGAGUGGGGAAGUGGAGGAUGCUUAUUUUGAUUAUUUCCACCCUAUUUCUGGGGUCCAUUGGAAUUAUUUACCUGCUGGUCAUCUGGAAAGGCUGGACACUGGAAGGAUGGCUGUCUAAGAUUCGGAGACGGCGUUGCCUUUGUGCCCUGUCCAAGCAAAAACAACGCCAGAUUCUAGAGAGUGAUACAAAAAAUGCUCAAGCCACCCAGGAGACGUUAUUACUGGAAAUACUGCAGAAGCUUGUGGACACAGAGCGUGGGAAGGAGUACCACUUUAAUAAAAUUAAAGAUGUCUCCUCUUUUAAGAGUGUUCACCCUCUGACGCGUUACCACCAUUAUAAAGACUACAUUGAUCGGAUGUUACAGGGAGAAGAGAAUAUUUUGCUGCCAUCAGAACCUUUCACAUUUGUAGCUACAGCAGGGACAUCAGGAUCAUGCACUGUAGUUCCUGUGAAAACCAGCAUCAUCAAUGAAAACUUUCUACAGGGUACAAUGGUGUGUCUUGAAGUAAUUCAGAACAGCUUCCCUGGAGCUUUAGAGAAUGUAGCCCGGUUCCACUUCCCACCAAACCAGAAUAAAUUUGAGACACAAAAAAAUUUCAGUACAUGGUCGUCUGCCUCAUCUUCCCUGUUCUUGAAAGACAUGUGCUGCACUCCCACACCACAUCCCAGCAUGACUCACCAUGAGGUGAUGUACACACAAAUACUGUUUGCCUUGAAGGACCCUUGUGUGACAGUGCUUGAAGCCAACUUUUCCUGGGUUCUCCGUGAAGUGUUUUCUUUCAUGGAGAGUAAUUGGGAGACAAUGGUUACUGAUAUUCAGCGAGGGUAUCUCAACACAGACUUGAAAAUUCCUCAGGAGAUAAGAAGACAUUUGGAAGCUUGCUUAAUUCAAGAUUCCAACCGAGCUGCUGAUCUAAAAACCCAAUUUGAGAAUGGCUUCUGUGGACUUGCCAAGAGAAUCUGGCCAAAACUGCAGGUGAUUAUGGCUGUGGGAUCUGGCAGCAGUGAACUGGAUACACAGAUCCUAAAGAAUACAGUAUGUCAAGGAAUCCCAUUUUAUUCUCCAACAUAUUGUUCAGCAGAAGGGCUGAUUGGAGUGAACCUUUGGCCAGAGAAUGCAGCCCCACGUUACGUGCUGUGCCCACGCUCUGCGUUAUUUGAAUUUAUUCCACUUGGUAUGUGCAAGGAGGAACAGCCAGACACUGUCUGCUUGCAAGAUGUGCAAGUCGGGGAAGCUUAUGAACUGGUUCUGACUAAUAGAGCUGGACUUUGCAGAUACAGACUUGGAGAUGUGGUUCGUGUUGCAGACUUUCACAACCAUAGCCCUAUACUGGAAUUUUUAUUUAGAAGGAGCCAAACAUUGAGUGUUCGUGGAGAGUGCAUUUCAGAAGAUGAAUUCUAUAAAACUCUUCUCUACACUGUGAAGUUAUGGCCUGGAGCCACUCUUUUGAACUACUGCUGCUUAGAAAAUGGAAUUUUGGGUCCAUUCUCAGGAGGAUCAGACAUGCAUUAUGAAGUCUUUGUAGCACUGAAAGGGGUGAGAGACUUAUCUGAAGAACAGAGAUAUAAGUUGGAUCAAGCUCUACAAGACCAUUUCCCAAUCUACAAGUCAUUCAGGUUUAAAGGCAGCAUUGGACCUGUUCGUGUGCACCUGGUCAGCAACCAGUCCUUCUUCAAACUUCUAGUGUUGGCCGCCUCUCUCUCUGGAGCUCCUCUAGAUCACAUACAGCCCCCCCGAACACUGAAAUACAGGAACCUGGCUGAAAGUAUGCAGAAACAGGUUCUUUCCUGAGCUCUUCCUGUCUGAUAUCUUAAAAAUAAACUGUGACUGAAGGGGGGGAUGGAUACAACGCCCACUUAUUACGUGAAAAAGGUCUCUGUAAUUACAGCACUUUGCAUUGCUGUGGGAUGGAACAUAUUAUCAUACCCCACUACGAGGGAUAAAUGCUAAUGUCUUUCUGCACAAAAAAACUGAAUCAUGCAAUCUGAUGGAGACAAAAUGACAUGUCUUUGUUCUCAUUACAUCUUGCAUAUAUUUACAUGAGAAGAAUUCAUAUGAAUAUGUAUUUGUACUCACACAUACAGUAGACAGGUAUAUUCUCUAUUCACACACACUAAAUGCUAAAAAAAGAAUAGACCUGUUUAACGUGUAAAUUAAUUCUUACUCCAUAUAUAUUUAGUUUAAACCGUAUAUUCCCCCAACACUCUCGGACUUUAGGAUACUCAUUGAAGAGUUUAACAUGUGAACUUAUAUGAAAUGUAAAGUGAAUUUCAAAUUUGAGACUAUAUUAGCCAAAAACUGAAACCAUUGCUGGCAUGGAGAAUUUUCUGCAAUUUAGCUAUUGUGGCCUAAUAUGUGGAAUUCACUUUAAUUCCAAAAAACUUAAUUAAUUGUGAAUACCGUGGAUAGCCCAAGUUUAUUGAAUCAAGGAGAGAUCUAUCUGAUUGCAAUUCUGAGAGCGAGAAUUUUUUUAAUUUAUUUUUAUUUUGUAUUGGUCUUUUUUUGAUUACAGAGUAGUACAGAAGUAAAGAAUUGAUUGCUUUGCCAUUGCAUUUACAUAGUACACAUAACAUUUGCGAGCCAUUAACAAUGAACAGUACAGGAACUUCAGAUCAUCAAGUUUGCCAGAAGAUAUAUCAUUUGAAACUUUAGCAUAGAUCUUUACAUCCAGUAUGUGUCAAGGAUGCACAGCUAAAAAUAAAAAAUUAAGAAGCCAAUGCGAAAACGUACUGUUUCCCAAUCUGUUUGCAAAAUGUAUGCCCUAUCCCCUGCGAGGGAAAACUGUUUUGUUUAUUUGAUGACCUUAAUAAAUACAGAUUUACCUAAGCAUGCACAGCUAGUGAUGGGUGUACCCUAGAGUGUGCAUGGGCUAUUAAAAUCUCGGGUCCAACUAUCUCGCUCGCAGUGUAGUGCGGAGGGAGGCUAGUGGUUUGUCAUUCCAUUGAUGUGGCUUGUCCAUAGGGAUGUAUUUGUCCAUGUAGUAGUUAUCUAUUCUCGUCAGUUGUGAGGCCGUAAGUGUGUGCCGUAGCAUUAGAGGU
This is a messenger RNA of Pelobates fuscus (common spadefoot toad), 3106 nucleotides long. It is a transcript of the gene GHDC, whose product is annotated as GH3 domain containing. The record is from RefSeq and is a predicted model, not a curated record. The transcript is spliced from 9 exons. Gene Ontology annotation, cellular component: cytoplasm. NCBI's taxonomy places the organism in Eukaryota, Metazoa, Chordata, Amphibia, Anura, Pelobatidae. The coding region runs from base 84 to 1859 and encodes 591 amino acids. Gene Ontology annotation, molecular function: acid-amino acid ligase activity.